Arabis nemorensis is the source of this 2463-nucleotide messenger RNA. The record is from the annotation of a GenBank genome assembly. NCBI's taxonomy places the organism in Eukaryota, Viridiplantae, Streptophyta, Magnoliopsida, Brassicales, Brassicaceae.
AUGCCGCUUCUUAGGGCCGAAGUGAAGAACGUUUACGGUUUAGGUCAAACCGAGCUCCACAGAAAUGUCGAUCUUGAAGACCCCAAAGCUAUUCUCGACGGUGUCGCCGUUUCUGGUCUCCUUGGGAUCUUGCGUCAGAUCGGUGAUCUCACUGAGUUUGCAACAGAGAUAUUCCAUGGUAUACAAGAGGAGGUUGUGAUUACAGCUUCAAGAAGCAAUAAAUUGAAGAUGAGACUGAAGCAAAUAGAAGCUAAAGUGCCUUCAAUCCAGAAGGCAGUGCUUGCACAAACAAAUCACUUACAUUUUGCAUACACUGGAGGUCUGGAGUGGCAUCCUCGUAUACCAAAUGAGCAAAGUCACUUUAUUUAUGACGACUUGCCACAGUUUAUUAUGGCUCCAUACGAGGAUUGCAGGGAUCCUCCGCGGUUGCACUUGCUCGACAGAUUUGAUAUAAAUGGUCCAGGGUCUUGUUUAAAGCGGUACUCUGAUCCUACUCAUUUCAAAAGAGCAUCAAGAGCUUCGAAAAUUCCAGAAAUUAAGAAGAAGAAAUCUGUGCCACAGAGUCGAGAUAUAUCAAGUCUUGCCUCUAUGGCUAACCAGAGUGACAGGAAGACAUUUACUUCUUUAAGCUUCAGUGGACGAACCUCUUCCUCGAAAACUGCCUCAACAGUUGAAAUUGAAUCGAAAUCCGACUUGCAAGAUCAUCGUUCUUGCUCUUUCGAUUCUAGAAGUGGUGGAGAGAAACCUAAGGGAGUAUUUACUUCUUCAAGGUUUACACCAGGAGCCCGGACCAUUGCUUCAAUUCUUUUCGAAAGUGAAAGCGAAGAUGCAAAUGAUAGUCCUCCUCAAGAUCUAACAGCUCGUGGUUCCUCUUGCGUUAGUUGGCACGAGAAAGCUGAAAUAGUCGAACCCGAUGCUCUGCAACGUGCAACAGAUGAAGCUCCUGAUAUAAUGGAAACAACCAUUGUUGUGGAUGCUGAACCAGUAUCAAAACUUAAAGAACAUACAGCGGUUGAAACAGUCCGCGACAUCAACCCGAAGAUAAUGGAAAUGGACAGUGAAGAUGACACUGUAAGCGAAGGGGAUAAUUUUGUUGAUGCGCUUUACACCAUUGAUUCGGAAUCUGAAAAUGAACAAGGGUACCAAACCAUUGAAGAGGUGCAGAAGCAGAAUACCAAUGAGAUUACAGAAGAAAGGUUGGAAAACUCGGUGUUUAAGCAAGAAAGAGAGAAGGUUUCUAACAACUUUACCGAUGUUGAGUCAAUAUGUCCUGCUGCAUCAGAUCAACAUUUAUCAUCAUCACCGGUAAAUAAAUCUGUUGAACUGAUUCAUCAAGAUCCAUGGGCUGCUGCUUCAGAUAUAAGUAAUGGUAAUCAUAAUUAUUCCAAUGGCUUCUCAAAUCCCUUGUAUGAUAUAAGUGGUAUUCAAGAACAUCAAGAAUCAGAAACUGAGACCGAAUCCAUUAAAGUAUGGACUAACGGAAAUCUACUGGGACUUAAACCGUCGAAACCAAAGAUUGUUGCAGCAACCAUUCUAGAGAAUGAUGAAGACAUUGAUGAUGAAAGUUUCGAAGAGCACUACAGAGAAGAUAAGGCUCCUUUUGAUUGGUUUACUUCAUCUCCUCCACUUGAUCACAUGAAGAUAUCUUUCAAUCCCUCGGAAAUGUUGCAAAGUUCGGAACUGAAGCUAAAACUACCUGAUGAAUACACUUUUUCUUCAUUUCAGUUGGUGCCAGAGACUACUGCUACUUCACUUCCUGAUUCUGAUUCAGACAAGGACAGUUUCUGUAGAUCCUCUUCUUCUUACAUUUCAGAUAACAGUGACAAUCACUCUGUGUCGAUAUCCGAGCAGCAUUGGGAAGAAGAAGAAUCAGGCGAAAACCGUGAAAGCAAGAUCCAACAAAUUCUCUAUAAUGCUGAAGCUUCUUCUCUCUCAGCUCCAACUCCACAGAUUGAAACAAAAAAUGGCUACUUAGCUGGAAAUCUCUCAUACCUCCAACAUCCAGCUAAGCCUUUACCACCGCCACUCCCACCGUUACAGUGGAUGGUUUCCAAAAUACCGUCCGAAAGAGUCGAGGAUAACAACAAGGAGUCUCUAAAGGAGACUCUCAUACGCGCAUUUGAGCAGAAGAAUUCUUUAUCUUCAGUCAAGAAAGAAGAAACCAACAUUGUCAAGGCCUCUGAUCCUAAACCAGAAAACAAUGUACAUCAGAAGAACAAUGUGAGGGAUUACAAGCAAAGUCAUGGCAAUGUAAAACAGACGGAUGCUGGAGACUUCUUGCAUCAAAUCCGAACAAAACAAUUCAACCUGAGACGUGUGGUAACAACAAAGACAUCAUCAUCGGACGCUACGAUGAAUACCAAUAUCAGCAUGAUUCUAGAGAAGGCAAACUCCAUUCGACAGGCUGUAGCAAGCGACGAUGGAGAUGGCGAAAGCGAUUCAUGGAGCGAUAGUGACAUGUGA